Molecule: messenger RNA, 744 nt
Organism: Serendipita indica DSM 11827
Lineage: Eukaryota; Fungi; Basidiomycota; Agaricomycetes; Sebacinales; Serendipitaceae
Source: the annotation of a GenBank genome assembly
AUGGCCAAGUAUCUUGCAGUACGUGCCUCCCACCAUUACCAAUGCCCGAUUAACCAAGUUUAUUUCCCAGAGAAUGCUCUGUACCAGUUUGAGCUCGUCUCUCGAGCCAUUCAGAACGCCGCUCUGCCGCUCAUUGAUCGCGAGAAUGAUGAGCAAUAUCAGACCACGCCUCAAAGCAAGGAGGAUCCUGAAGCUGUGACCCCAGUCGACCACGCCACUCACACUCUUUUGAACACCCAACCCAUUCCAAGCAUGCCAUCCCCGCCAAACACCACCUUCUCGUCGCAAUUUCUCGCCCUACAUGCCACACGCGACGUUCCUGUUGGCCUCCUCGGCCUCUCCAACAAGACUGUUAGCGAAUUUGCCUUCAGGAUCGUUUGCACCGUUUCCGCUCCUCAAAGCGCAGAGGCAAAGCUCUUGAUACGCCACUGUCCACAAGCCGUGCUGUUUGCUCAGCAGGUUCACCUCGCCAACGCCCACGGUGAAACAAUUGAAGCCAUGGCAGACCGUGCUGUGACAAGAGGGCGCCAUUACCACGACCUCUUCCAUCUCGAAGGUCCCGAGCGCGCAUGCUUGUGGCUCAGAGGAAGAGAUACGCCACAAGCAGAGAUUAACCGUCGCCUCGCUGCCGAGCAUGCCAGGCUCAGCUUCCGUCGUGGUGUCGUGCUCGCACAGGCGAACAAAGCGUAUCGUCGAGAAAUGAUCAACAAGGUGAACGAGGCAUUGGCUUCGGUGUCAGUUUGA